Molecule: messenger RNA, 2675 nt
Organism: Paramecium octaurelia
Lineage: Eukaryota; Ciliophora; Oligohymenophorea; Peniculida; Parameciidae
Source: the annotation of a GenBank genome assembly
UAUAUGUCAUAACCCAAGGGAUAGACAAGCACAUUUAAGAUCCUACCGUACCAUUUCAUCCACGUUUUGGAUUGUAAUACGAACGUGACUAGAGUUGAGGUUGGGCCACAGACCUUUAUUCGUCAAGAUCAUGAAUAAGUAAGAAACAAAUAACAACAAAGGUAACAUCUGGACAACAACCCUAAAAAAUGAUUGUGUUGCCAAAACAACAUUAUUGUAUAAUUGAAAACCCCAUAGUGAAGGAUAAGGAUGGUUAACCUGCAAAAGAUAGAUAUUGGUAAAGCUCAUGAUCAUCCAUUUAGUCAAUUUGUUGUUCUCCAUGGCGAACGCGAGAUUCGUUUCUUCGAUUAGUAUAGCACUCCAUUCCCUCUGUAUCCAAAGGAAAACUUGAUAUAACAGCCCACAAAAUUGACUGUCGUGAAAGAAGGAAGUGCUUUGAAGAUUGAGGCACAACGGAAUUUUAAAAGAGGAGAAAAUGAAAUGUAUCUUUUUUCUUAAUAUCAUAACACAGUUUGGCUGGUGAUCAGUACCUAUUCAAGGGCCCAGCAACCUAUUACCCAAGAAUAGAAGAGAAAAUACUUGGCCAAAUUGAUUCCAUUCUCAUAAAAGAGAAUUAAGCAAUUCUGAUUCGAGCAAGACAAGAGGAGACUGAUUCCAAUGGAGUAGUCAGAAAAUCAGGAGAGCAAUGGUUGAUUAGAACUCCUGGAUACUAUCUUCCUCAGGUUUACGAAGAGUUCGUCAAGAUAAUUGAUGCUGAAAUUUUGGAUAAUCGAAAGGCAUUACAUUUAAAAGCAAUUCAGACUUUCAAAGAUGUUUAUUGUAAUGAAAUGUGUUAAUUCCUUAAUAGCUGUGGAGAGAAAGGCAGGAGAGGAGUACCUGAUAACAGCUGAACAGACAUCAGCACACAUUGUGGAUGUGUUCGAAGAAUUAGUUACAGUUAUAAAUUUGACUGUCUUAGAUCCAAGACAAUAUUGUAUAAUAGAAAAUCCAUUUGACUUUGAAACCCAAAGGAACAAAUUUGGAUCCAAAGUGCUUAUUGAAGGUCCAAGAAGUUUCUUCCUUAGACCCAAUGAAUCCUUGCAAAAUGGAAUUCAAGAUUCCUACAUCUUAUCAGAGGAUCAAGCCUUGCUUUUGAGAGCAAAGGAAAAAUGUAAAUUCACUGAAAAGAAGUUGGCUAAGAACAAUCAAUUUGAAGACGUUGAAGUAGAGUAUGAGCCAGGUAAUAAAUGGAUGAUCCAUGGUCCAUGCAUCUACACCCCACCCAUUGUAGUGGAAGUGAUUGAAAAGAGAGAGAGAAUUCCUCUGGACAAGAAUGAAGGAGUGUAUGUUAGAGACACAAGAACAGGUUAAGUGAGAACUGUCUUUGGUGAAUCAUACAUGUUGAAAUCCCAUGAGGAAUUAUGGUCUAUGGAAUUGCCAAACAACGUUGAAUAAUUGUUGUCAUCUCAAUAUUUCCAUACAGGUGGAAAGAGAGACAAAUGGAAGGUUGUUAGUUACAGAGCUCCAUUCAAUACAGCAGUGUAAGUCUAUGACUACAAGACCAAGAAGACAAGAAUUGUGUUUGGUCCUGCUUUGGUAAGCUUAGAACCAGAUGAAGUAUUUACUCAAUUAUCAUUAUCUGGUAAAACACCAAAGACUCCAGGUGUUGUCAAUACAUUACACGUUAUGAUGGGUCCAGAAUUCUCCACUGAUGAAAUCACUGUUGAAACAUCUGAUCAUGCUGUCCUGAAAUUGCUCUUAGCUUACAAUUGGAGAUUUAAGGUUGAUGAAAAUAAUAUUGAAUCUGCCUCCAAGAUCUUUGCAGUCAAAGACUUCAUUGGAGAUCUGUGUAAUCAAAUGGCUUCUAAAGUCAGAGCUGCUGUUGCAUCUGUUGUCUUCGAUAAAUUCCAUAAGACCUCUGCAAAACUCAUUAGAACUGCCAUCUUUGGUAUUGAUGAAAAUGGUAAAAUCAGAAAGGAAUAUCUCAUGGUGAAGAAUAAUCUUGUUAUUACCAAUGUAGAUAUCAAAACAGUCGAACCAGUAGACAACCAAACUAGAUAGAGUCUUCAAAGAUCUGUUUCUUUGGCUAUUGAAAUAUCAACCAAGAAAUAGGAAUAGGCUGCUUAACACGUUGCUGAAUAACAAGAACAAUAAGCUUAGGGUGAAUUGGAUUAAUUGAGAAUCGAAGACGAUCUCAAAGCAGAAGCUGCUAAAUAGAAAUUGCUUGAAAUGGAAAACAAAUCACAAGAAGUUACACAAUAAGGAUCUGCCAUUGCAGAUGCUGAAGCCAUCGCCAAGGCUGAACAAAUCAAAGCACAAAAGGAAUAUGAGUUAGCCUAAUUGAGAGCAAGAGCCAAUAAAAUUGAAAAGGAAGCUGCAUUGAAACAAAAAUAAAAGGAACAAGAUCAAAACAUCAAGUAUGAAUAAGAGAAGGCUGAACUUGAAAUCAGAAGAGCCAAGGAACUAGCUACAAUUGAAUCCAAUAAGUUUGAGCAAAUCAUCGAAGCCCUAGGACAAGAUACUCUCAUUGCCAUGGCCAAUGCAGGACCAGAAAUGCAAGCUGAGUUACUUAAGGGAUUGGGAUUGUAAGGUUACAUCUUCACCGAUGGAAACAACCCUAUUAACUUAUUCAACGGAGCCCAACAAUUAAUCGGAGGAGCAUUGCCAUAAUGAUAUUAUACAUAAAUCAUUAAAAA